Molecule: messenger RNA, 462 nt
Organism: Tarenaya hassleriana
Lineage: Eukaryota; Viridiplantae; Streptophyta; Magnoliopsida; Brassicales; Cleomaceae
Product: putative methylesterase 13, chloroplastic
Exons: 1
Source: RefSeq, a predicted model, not a curated record
AUGGGGAACUCAUUCACGUGCAUAUCGCCGGAGGAGGAGCAGAAGAAAGCCGGCGAAGGGACUUCCCGGACAUACGUCCGGCGAUUUUCGUUCCCGUCGUUCCGGCGACGGACUCUUCUCCCGUCGCUGUCGUGUUCUUCUUCGUCGUCUUCGUCCAAAAAAGGCGGGAACGCGAAGAAGAAGAAGAUGAGAGAGAGACACCACAAUCACCAUGAUCAUCACCACCAUGCCCAUGAGAAAGAUUCUCUGAUCCAAGAGCAGACACUCGCCGCCACGAAUCUUCUCUUCAACCAGACCCCGAGGAACAGCAACUCCAAUAAUAUCCCUUUCCGACGCUCCACCUCCGUCGUCUAUCCCUCUCAGCCCACCGGAACCGGCGCCGGAGGAGGAGCCGCCGGACAGAACACCAAGAAGCCGGUCGGAGGAUUUGUCCGAAGCUCGAGCUCUCGGCAGAGAUCCAGC